AGUUUACUCACUAAAUUACAUAUCUAAUUAGUGGCAACAAAGCAUAAGAUACAGAAUCUGAGAAGAUAAUCAAAACAUGGAAAGAUAUUAGGAAUCUGUAGAAAGUACCAAUAAACUUAAAGGUCUAGAUACCAUUAUUGUUUUGAUGUCUUUCACUUGGUCCAAAGGUUCAACUUCACUGCCACGUCAAAAAAUGAAAUUACACUUCAUCAUCAGAAGCUCUGUGGAAUUCUUUCGAAUUCCUGCUUUGGAAUUUUCUGGAAAGUUUUUCAGACUUAUCAUACCACUAUUAUACUUGGUGGGACACUACACGAAUCAAAUUGACCUGAAACACCAUUAUGGAGUAAAAACUCCACAUCCAAAAAUAGUUGUAUACAGAGGGUAUUUUAUUGUUGGCUAGGUAUGACAAAUUUAUUGAACACGAACAUUAAGUUGUCGUCAUCAAAGGUUGAAUCUUAACUAUCUUCAACAUUCUGUCAGAGUGCAAAAUGAUAUUUCUUGUAGAUGGUAUUCACACUGAUCAAAAAAUGUCACUUGAAAAAAUGAGAUUAGUAAGGACAUAAGAUAGAUAACAAAUUUUUGUUUGGUCAACAUCAUUUUCCACCACAGCUUUAAACACGGCCGUUUUCAAUCGGUCGCCUUCGGCUAGCAUUUUUUAAUGAAACGUCAAAAAAUGUCACUUGAAAAUGUAAACUUAGAACGGACAGAAGAUAGAUAACAAACAAGAAUCUACUAGGAAUCUAAACAAGAACUAGCACGGCCGUUUUCGAAGACAUCGGCCGUCCCCUGGCCAUCGAAGGCGCUAAUUAAAGAUAAUACCGAAAUACCGGUAUUUUUCCAUCGAUACCGGUUUUUAAUACCGGACAAAAAUUGUCCGGGAUUCCGGUUUUCAGGAUCCCGGUAUUGCAAGCUCUAAUUGCGCCUCUCUGUCAGGGUUUUUACUUAUAUACCGCUCGGGGAAAUCCCUUAUUUUGUACUUUAAAGCACAUUCAAUAUAUCGUGUGUUUUAGAAGAAAAAUUGUACAAUUGGUUUCUUAACGAAAGAGAAAAGAAUUCACGAAAAGAAAGCUAAACAUGUUAUUACUUAUUCUUAAUAAAUCAACAGCAUUUUUUAACGAAUUCUUUUUGUCACAUUAUUUAAACUAGGGCUUCUUUUGGGAGGAUGUCUUAUUUUACAAAAAGUUCCGAAAAUCACGAUAGGGCUUAUUUUCGGAAAAAGACGGUAUAUAAAAAAAAUUGUAAUAACAAGAAUAAGCACAUACAUGAAUUAAGAAAAAUAAGGAAUAAUAAAAAAAAAUACAACAAAAUUAAAGAAAAAAUAUAGCAAAAUUAAAGAAAAGCUUGAACAAGCUGCCGCAAAUAAUCUCCCUCUACCCUGUUAGGUCAUACAAUCCAGAAAUAUAAAAAAGUGAAAAUUACCUAGUCCAAGUCCUAUUUGCAUCAUACGUCUAAGAUACGACACUUAGAUCCACCAAGAAAUUCUACAAUAGAAAAAAAUAGAUGAACCUACAAUUUCGGACCAGUGUCGUGUUCUAGAUGUUAAUAUAAAGGCCCUUACAGACGGAUGUAUAUGACCGCCUUGAUGUAUGCGCAUUUAAAAACGUACAUACAAAAACGUUAAUGUGUAUGCAGAAGAACGUCACAUGUUUGAGUGCACACUCAAAUAGAACGACGCACAAAAUUUCUGUCGUGAUUCGCUCUCAAGUCUCAACGUGUGGAUGUAAAUUGUACGACGUUCAUCAGUAGCGUCCAGUGUCCAGGUAAGUUCCAUGUUUAUGAAAUUUGAUUCGCAAAUUUCUUGUUUUGUAGAAUGUCUGAUUGUAGAACACUAUCUCGUGAUUUUCUGCGUGAAUUCCUUGAAAUGUACAGGGAACUGCCCUGUCUGUGGCAUGUAAAACCCAAAGCAUAUUUGGAUAAAAAUAAAAAAAACGACGCCUACAAAAUGCUGGUCAAGAAGCUACAGGUUGUUCAGCCAAACGCGACCAAAGCUUUCGUUAUUACAAAAAUAAACAGUCUUCGAGGAGGUUUUCGCAGGGAACAUAAGAAGGUUCUGAAGUUUAUGUACCUUCACCGUGGUACUAUGACCUUCUUCUGUUUCUUCGAGACCAGGACAAACCUAGAAAGUCGACUUCGAACAUCCCUAAGUAGUGAUGACGAGGACAACAAUGUGGUAGCAGAUGAAAGUAAUGAACCGGAAGAGGAAGGUGAUAGUGUUGCUGAGAAUGAGAGACAGACAAACGAUGAAAGUCAUUUGGAUGUGGAUUUGCUUUCACCUCCAUCUACAAGUACUAGUGACAGCACUCGACCUUCAUCAGUACUACCAAAUAAAGCAAUGCAUCAUUCAUCGGCCAAAAGGAGAUUUAAGAAAAGAAAUUCUACCUCAGUUGUAGACAAAGCUGAUCAAAUUUUGAAUGUUGUUAGUGCAAAAUUGAAUGAUCCUGGCGACGACGAGUUUUCGAUUGUAGGGAAAAAUGUUGCUGCGAAUCUUCGCAAAUUGCCAGCAAAGACCAAGUUUUAUAUGGACUGGAUUUAUAAUGACCUAUUAUUCCAAGCAGAACUUGGAAAAAUUUCCGAAAAUACGAAAAUUAUAACAGAAAUCAUACAGCCAACAGGAUGCAGCAACACCUGUAACCAUCACGAUUUGAACCAAUUAGCAACAAAUAACUUAACUUAUCAAAAUAGCCAAUGAAAAUUUCUAAAUUUUUAUUAUAUAGUUCAAAUUUUCAUUAUCUUUUCACUUUAAUUUAUUUUUUAAUAAU
This is a messenger RNA of Onthophagus taurus, 2759 nucleotides long. The record is from RefSeq and is a predicted model, not a curated record. Lineage: Eukaryota; Metazoa; Arthropoda; Insecta; Coleoptera; Scarabaeidae.